CUGAAUUGUCGCAGCGCAUCCUUGCCUAACAGGUAUUCGAGCAAUCCUGACUUCAAUCCCUCCAAAUGGCGACAUCAGCAACUGAGUCUGUAUCUCCAAAACCUUUGAACCUUGCCAUAAUCGGUGGCGGCAUCGCAGGCACUAUUCUCUCCAUAUCCCUCACCAAACACGGCAUCCAACACACACUAUAUGAAUCCGCCGCUCAAUUUGGCGAAAUCGGCGCCGGCGUCGGGUUCCAGCCUACGUUCGUCCGAACCAUGGAGCUGAUUUCCCCAGAAAUCAAAGACGCGUUUCUGCGGUGUGCGGAAGCGCCUUACAUGGAGGAAGAUCCCAUAUAUUUCACAGUCCGUGUGGGAGAUUGUAAAAACAAGAAUGAGAGAGCUGUAGUGGCGAGGAGAGAUGGUCGGGAAAUCAGGGUUGGCGAGAAGGUGUUUGACUGGCCUGCGCGUCGGGGACCUGGAGGUGGCGUGCAUCGCGCACAUCUCCUUGACGAGCUUGUGAAAUUGAUUCCUGAUCAUGUACCCAAGUUCCGCAAGAGAUUGGUUGACAUCGAGGAAGCGGAUGAUGGUACAGGGGAUGCUGUACUGCACUUUGCAGACGGUACAACAGCGAGGCACGAUGCUGUGCUGGGAUGUGAUGGGAUCAAGUCGCGGACACGGGAGAUAGUCUUGGGAAAAGAGGAGGCAAAGGCCGUGUUCUCUGGGAAAUGUGCUUACAGAGGCCUGAUAUCAAUGGAGAAGGCGGCGGAGAUUCUGGGAGAGGAGACCCCCAAGACUGCACAAAUGUUUUGUGGGCAUCACGGACAUGUUCUGACAUUUCCAAUUGCGAAGGGUACGAUGCUAAACAUCGUUGCAUUUACGUCUCGUGAAAGUUGGACAAACCCGGAUUGGAUUGUUAAUAGCUCCAAAGAAGACAUCCUCGCUGACUUCGCGACCUGGAGUCCCGAUGUUAAGGCCCUCUUGUCCAGUAUUGAGAAGACUGAUAUUUGGGCGUUGUUUAACCACCCCUCUGCGCGGACAUAUAUCCAAUCGAGUCCACGGAUCUGUCUAGUGGGUGACGCUGCUCACGCUUCCACGCCGCAUCAGGGCGCCGGAGCGGGCAUGUGUGUCGAGGAUUGCUACAUCUUGGGCGAACUGCUUGGUGAAAUUACCGACGCUCACGAGAUCGACAAGGCCUUUCAAGCAUAUGAAGACGUGAGACGCCUUCGAUCACUCAAACUGGUCAAGACGAGUAAAGAAGCAGGACUUGCGAGUAGCAAAGAAGAUUCUUAG
Westerdykella ornata is the source of this 1271-nucleotide messenger RNA. RefSeq names its product FAD/NAD(P)-binding domain-containing protein. The transcript has 3 exons. Gene Ontology annotation, biological process: secondary metabolite biosynthetic process. NCBI's taxonomy places the organism in Eukaryota, Fungi, Ascomycota, Dothideomycetes, Pleosporales, Sporormiaceae. Bases 66 to 1271 code for a protein of 401 amino acids. The record is from RefSeq and is a predicted model, not a curated record. Gene Ontology annotation, molecular function: FAD binding.